AGGAGAGAUGCAGAGUGAGGUAGUGAGGGGAGAGUAAGAGAGCGAUAGAGACAGAGGGGCAGCGUGAUAUCGUAAGUGUGGAUAGUGAGAGAAAGAGAGAAUCAGAUUCUUGAAGAAGACGGAAGGGCUACGGUAUUUGCAGUGGACAGAGCAGGGGAGAUGAAAGCUAUCUCAUUACCUCCCAGCUGAAUCGUCAGAUCAUCAUAGCCCAGGAGAAGCACUAAACCUGCCAGCCAUGUCGGACCAGGAAGACCUCAACAAAAUGACGGGCCACUGGAACGCGUCGGUGGACUACCAGCUGAACCCGGCCAGCGUGAUCGUGUCGGUGGUGUUCUCGUUGAUCUUCCUGCUGGGCACGGUGGGGAACAGCCUGGUCCUGGCGGUGCUCCUGCGGAACGGCCAGAUGGGCUACAACACCACCAACCUGUUCAUCCUCAACCUGAGCGUGGCCGACUUCUUCUUCAUCAUCUUCUGCGUGCCCUUCCAGGCCACCAUCUACUCUCUGGAGGGCUGGGUGUUCGGCUCCUUCAUGUGCAAGGUGGUGCACUUCUUCAUCAACCUCACCAUGUACGCCAGCAGCUUCACGCUAGCCGCCGUCUCCGUCGACAGGUACCUGGCCAUUCGUUACCCCCUGCGCUCCAGAGAGCUGAGAACUCCGUGCAAUGCGGUGGUCGCCAUGGUGAUCAUCUGGGGUCUAUCGCUGGUCUUUGCAGGGCCCUACUUGAGCUACUAUGACCUUAUCGACUUCGACAAUGGAAAUGUGUGUGUGCCGGGGUGGAAGGAGUAUAACCGGAAGGUUCUGGACACCUGCACCUUCGUGUUUGGGUAUGUAAUACCAGUACUUAUUGUCAGCCUGUCCUACACCAGGACCAUAAAGUACCUGUGGACUGCUGUGGACCCCUUGGAUGGCAUGUCUGAAUCCAAGCGGGCUAAGCGAAAGGUCACCAAGAUGAUCAUCAUCGUCACUGUGCUCUUCUGCAUCUGUUGGCUGCCGUACCAUGUUGUGAUCCUCUGCUACCUGUACGGGGACUUCCCCUUCAACCAGACGACCUAUGCCUUCCGGCUACUCUCACAUUGCAUGGCCUACGCCAACUCCUGCCUGAACCCCAUCGUCUAUGCCCUGGUGUCCAAGCACUUCCGCAAGGGCUUCAAGAAGGUCUUCAGCUGCAUUCUCAGCAAAAAAGGAAGGAAUAAGGUCCACGUGGUACAUGUGGCCAACACCGUGCCCGGGUUCGAGGCUGGGUCCACCGAGGUGUCCCACAUGAACGAGGAGAACAACGGGCCCCAAAAUGACUGUGAAAUGGGGAACAGGCCCCUUGCAGCCCCACAGGAAGCUAUGGCUGCAGAUGCCUCACCUUUCCAGAAGCAUCCCUAGGGUGAUCGCUGUGAGCACCCACAUUCUGCCAAUAUUUGUCUGCCGACAACAUGCGGUAUGGCCUUGCUCGCACUGCUUUAUGCUGUGACUGCAUCCUGGGGAAUCCUGGGACUGCAUUUGGGGCAGCCUGUAGUCUAGUGCCUAAGGUGCUUGACUGGGACCUGGAAGGUUUGUGGUUCAUGCUCCAGCGUUGCCAAGAUAAGAUCCACACAGCCGUUGGAACCUUGAGCAAGACCCUUAACUUUGCAUUGCUCCGGCGUGG
Molecule: messenger RNA, 1637 nt
Organism: Conger conger (European conger)
Lineage: Eukaryota; Metazoa; Chordata; Actinopteri; Anguilliformes; Congridae
Product: galanin receptor 2b
Exons: 3
Coding region: 236-1375 (379 amino acids)
Biological process (GO): G protein-coupled receptor signaling pathway
Cellular component (GO): membrane
Molecular function (GO): G protein-coupled receptor activity
Source: RefSeq, a predicted model, not a curated record